CUACGUUUAACUUUACCAUAAUCAUCACACACAUACAUAUGUACAUACUUCACUCGUAUGUAAUACUCCAGAAUAUGUAAACUUAUCCUGAGUUAACAACAUCGCUCAUUCGUUCCAAUAUUCAUAACCGACAAGUGAUCCGACUUCUCUCGUGUCGUUGUGGGAAAUAUUUAUAAUGAAAUUGUUUUCAGUCUUUGUUGUAUCUCUUAAUUUAGUAAAUUUUGUGAUAUCAGACUCUGUAAUUAAGCUGUACGAUAAGGAUGGGAAGGAACUCUUCACUAGUCAAGGAUCCGGUGGCGAAGUGUCACCAAGACGGGAAGAUUUUCCGAUUGUGUUAUCAUGCACAAGUUCAAGUCCAAACGGGUGGAAAAUAAAUUUGAGUGGGGAUGAGAACCAAUUGAAAAAUGGGGACAUUAAGAGAUCAACCAUUUCAGAUGAUACAAAUGGAAUUCUAUUCACGUCACGGCUAACUCUGCCAAAUUACACAAAUUCCAUCGUAGGUCGUUACGCUUGCUCAUCUAAUCAUAAUUCGGACCGGAUCGGAAUACAACUUUUUCUUCAACCCGAUAAUCCCGACGUGUCACUAUAUCUGCGACCCGGAUCUAGUCAUGUUGUCCAACCUAUUGUGGGUGAUGAUGCAAUUGUGCUCCCAUGUCCGGUCUCCUCGAUAUCAUCGGAUCUCUUCGUGGAAAAAAUGAGGAUGUUUACCUCGUCACGUGUCGACAUUCCGUACGACGCGUCCCGCAACGGAUUCGUAAUCCGACCUGCCACCGGAAGAUAUACAGAUCUCAUAAAAUAUGUGGGUAGUUUCACCUGCUCGCAGAUCGGGUUCGGGUCAGAAGACGCCAUAGCGGUCGAAAUUAGUUCUCCAAUUGGAUAUGAGGUUCACCCAGCAUCCGAACAAAUGAUUGUGGAGGGAUUGGAAACUAUGACGGUUUCCUGUGGGGCAAAUUUUCCCUUCAAACUUAGUUUGUAUAAUGGAAGGGAGAAAGCGCUUAACGUCACGUAUUUCUAUAAUGGGAUCGGAGAUCGUUUCAGAUUCAGAGGGUUGGCCUCCUACAUUCCGGAAAAGGAUGAAGAGGAUGAAAUAUCCUGUGCGACGGAGGGAAAUGGGCGGUCAGUUCACGCUUGGAAAUUCGUGGCGAAAGAUUAUCAAGUGAAGCAAAGGAUAUCUUCAGACCGGAAACGAAUUGAGUGCAUGAUAUCUCCCAAAAGUAAAGAUGAUGUCAAACCCUCCCUAAAAUUAUCGUAUUGUCGGAAUCACGACGAAUGUUUGCUGUUCAAUCAAACUGAAAUUCACAACGAUGCUGGAAACUUUAUUAUCUCAUCGUGUGGGGAAGGAUGCAUUUCUGCUACAUUUAAUAAAGUUGGUGGUUUUUGGGCGACCUGCUCGGAUGGGGGUGAUAUCGUCAAAAAGGCACUAUUUUACUCGGAUAUAAACCUUAACUUAUAUAGUAUUGAGGAGCCUGUUGAAGAAAGCGGUAUGGCAGAAAUUAAUGGCAAAUCGGAGAGUUCAGUGUCUGUGAGAUGGAGUCGGUUUUUCUUGCCAGAAAAUGGAGAGUGGGCAAUGCCAAAAGAUUUUGCAUGGGAUGAAACUAAUCGCGAAGAACAAGACGGUAGUCUAAGUUCGACAAUUACCAUCCAACCAAAUGGUCAAGCCGGGUAUAACGUGUCGUGGUCAGCUUUUGGCUGGAAUUUGAAUAAAUUUUCCAAAAACGACAAAGGAUUGAUUCAAUUAAGCCAUGAAUUCGUUCCAAAACAAGCAGAAAAACAAGUCCCUGAGGAUAAUGUUGUCCACUGUCCUCCCCCCGAGCGUCUUCCAAUAUCAUGUCCUGAAACCUAUGAUAAAUUGCCAAUUUGGUUCACAGUUUUAGGCCCAGAUUCCGUAUGGAUUUAUCCAAUUGCUCUAACAUUUUUUGCGGCCGGAUUUAUCGUUCUACUUGUGUCCAAACUUUUUGAAAAUAAAUCAUUUCCUGAAGAUGCGCACCUUCGAAAUGGGGUGGAGAAAGUUUAUCAAGAGAGGACAGGAAGUGACACGGAUUUUACGCCACAGGAAACUGAUUUAAUUGAUACGAGUUAUCACAAUGGAACUACAGAUGACAACUCGUCCACGUCAACUCCUACAUUCAGCAGACAGUCAACUUUUCAACAAAAUCCCCGUUCCAGCCAAAAUAUCGUGUCCCCAUCGCAGUCCCAGAUGUCACAAGAUGUGCAAAUGUUCCAUCACGAAGUUAGCGAUCAAAGUAACACUAACUUUACCAGGCAACAUUUGCCUUCUACAGAUUUGGAAUCAGAAAAAUUACCACCUCCAACGGCAAACGCCAGUAAUGGAAUAGGGACAAAUUUGCGUCCAGUCGAUUCACUUCAAAAAGAAAGAGCCCUCCGCACCCCAAGGAAGGAGUUAGGAAAAAGCAAGUCGCUGCCGUAGCAAGGGGGAGGAGGAAACGUUCCCAAUGUAAAAAAGAAGACCACCACGGCGAAGAAGAAGGUGUCACCGAAAGUAAAAAGUUUAAGCGUGCCGAUGAAAGCUAAGAUUAAAAAAAUGAUUCAAUUAUUCUUACUUAUUUUUGUACAAUUCAAUUCAAUACGAAAUUUUUACUUACUUUGAGUACUUUUACAUCUAGCGACAGUAUGUAUACAUGCCACUAGCAAAUGUAAAUAUGUAAAAAACAAAAAAAAAUAUGAAUCACAUUAUUUUUAUUUUUUGAACGAAUUCUUAUACUGGUUUUCUUUAAUUUAUGUUAAAUUUACAAAUGUGGGAUAUAUCAUUUUUGUGGCGAAUCUGAAAUGUGUAAAUUGCGAGCUAAAAUAUUUAUUUAUGGGACUAAAUUUAUUGGUACGAUUUUUGGUGGAAAUUUAUCCACAUACAUAAUACGUGAGAUAAACACAUAUAUUUAAUGGUGCUAUUAAUACCGUAUUUGCAUAUCUGUACAAUGCGAAUGUGAUUAUCCAAGACACACAAAUACAGGAUAUUGACAACGUUACAUUAGAAAAUUAAACUAAAUACGAUUUAUAUACACAUUUAAUUUAUUUCGUAAGACGUAAAACUUUUUCUGUUUGUUGUACAAAUGUAUGUGGAGUAUGUACUUUUCGUACGGAUGUAUUUAUACAUAUAUGCAGGUGGGAAUUGUUGUCGGACUCGAAUUUUAAUAUUACCAAAUUUAUGGGGGUGGGGCAAAUGUAUUUUUAAAGGAGGAUGUUAAAGACAUAAUCCAGGUAUUUAUUUGUUGCUCGUACAAGAGAGAUUUUGACUGUCGUUUUUAUGUAUUCAUAAUUCUUGUCAUUAUAAGAUAAGUAUAGUAUUGAAUGCAAAAUUAAUGAACUGAAGUACACCCAGAAUUAAACGAAUACUAUUGACUAUACUGCAAAA
Molecule: messenger RNA, 3370 nt
Organism: Folsomia candida
Lineage: Eukaryota; Metazoa; Arthropoda; Collembola; Entomobryomorpha; Isotomidae
Exons: 10
Coding region: 176-2428 (750 amino acids)
Source: RefSeq, a predicted model, not a curated record